GCUCGAACGAAGAUGCCCUGGAAGAGAGCCUGCUGCGCUUUGUAGACAAGUGCAUGAGCCACUCUCACAUCUCCGAUGGAACAAUGGCCAAGGAUUCUGCCCGUGUUAAGGAGCUGUGGCGGCUGCGUGAGAGCAUCGGUGAAGCCCUGCGUCAUGACGGCUACGUGUACAAGUACGACAUCUCGGUGCCAUUGGCCACAUACAUGGACGUGGUCGCUCUGGUCCGUGAGCAGGUUCGAGGCACCAGUGCGAUACGUGUGUGCGGCUUUGGGCACAUGGGCGACUCUAACCUGCACCUGAACAUCACCGCCGCUGGCUGGGACGAGGCACUGCUGGGGCGCAUUGAGCCGUUCGUUUAUGAAUGGACAGCCUCUGUGCGAGGAAGCAUCAGCGCUGAGCACGGAAUCGGUCUCCACAAGAAACGCUUCCUGCACCUGUGCAAGACACCCGCUGCUCUGGGGGCCAUGCGCAGCCUGAAGCGUGCUUUCGACCCUCUCGGAAUUCUCAAUCCAUACAAAAUGCUGCCUCCUUCAAGUUGAGGAGUUUUUUCUAAACAAAGACGAGCUUCUGUAGAACAUUUUGUUGAACUUGCUUGAACCUUUCAAGUCAAGAGUGGGUCGGAAACCCGUCUGGUCGGGAAAAGACAUGAGGACAAUUAAAGUGACACUAAAGAGAAAAAUGAUCCGUCAUGUAUUCGUAAAUUGCUCUGUCACGCUACCAAAAAAAAAAUCACGCCAUAUCCACGAAGUGAGUGAUGAUUGAGGAGCUGGCUCGGAGAAGAUCGGCAAAACCCGUGAAUCUUCAGUACAAGCUUUCUACUAUCAUAUGAAGACGUGACACACGUUGUCCGACACACGUUGGCAACUGUAGCUCCUCAAUCAUCAUUCACUUCGUGGAUAUGGCGUACAAUGCCUCUACUGUCAAUAAAGACGUGAC
Messenger RNA from Rhipicephalus sanguineus (brown dog tick), 936 nucleotides. RefSeq names its product D-2-hydroxyglutarate dehydrogenase, mitochondrial. Gene Ontology annotation, cellular component: mitochondrion. The record is from RefSeq and is a predicted model, not a curated record. NCBI's taxonomy places the organism in Eukaryota, Metazoa, Arthropoda, Arachnida, Ixodida, Ixodidae. Gene Ontology annotation, molecular function: flavin adenine dinucleotide binding; catalytic activity.